Spirodela intermedia is the source of this 11623-nucleotide messenger RNA. The record is from the annotation of a GenBank genome assembly. Lineage: Eukaryota; Viridiplantae; Streptophyta; Magnoliopsida; Alismatales; Araceae.
AUGCAGGAGGCAGGGGUUGAGUACUUUCGUACUCUCUUAACCUCUCAGCCGAUUGAGAUUUCUGAUGAUAUGCUCACUUCGAUCCCGUCAUUGGUCACUCACCGUGAGAACUCUCUCAUAACAGCCAUACCCACGGGAGAAGAGAUCAAGGAAGUAGUUUUCUCUAUGAGCAGACAUCGUGCACCCGGGCCAGAUGGUUUCCCAGCUGAUUUUUACAUUUCAUGUUGGGAUAUCGUUGGCACUGAUCUCAUCCAGGCCAUCAAGGAAAUCUUUCGUCGUAAACUCUUUACACGAAGUUGGAAGGCCACCUUCCUUGCACUUAUACCGAAGGUGACUACCCCAACCUCAUUUAGAGACUUUCGACCUAUCAGUUUGUGUAACGUGUGUUAUAAAGUUGUAUCUAAGAUCGUUACACGUAGAUUGAGUAGUUUCCUUGAUAGACUUAUAUCUCCAGAACAAUGCGGAUUUGUCAAGGGACGGUACAUUCACGAUAACAUCAUGCUAGUACAUGAACUAGCACAGUCCCUUGGCCAUGAUUGUCGAGGCUCUAACAUCAUCAUCAAAUUAGACAUGGAGAAGGCCUUUGAUAGGAUAGAGUGGAGUUUCCUCAUUAAGGUUCUUAGAUGCUUUGGGUUCACCGACGACUUCAUUGACUUAGUCGAUGCAUGUGUUAGGGAGAAUCAUUUCUCUUUAUUAGUGAACGGUAGCUCCACACCAUUCUUCACGGCCACGAGAGGUCUACGACAGGGCGAUCCACUAUCACCCACCCUCUUCAUCUUAGUUGAAGAAGUCCUCAGUCGAUCCCUCACCCGAGCGAUCAAUCAAGGACUUAUCCGACCAUACUACUCGAAGAGGGGCUGCCCGAUCAUCUCACACUCCCUCUUUGCUGAUGAUGCGAUACUCUUCCUCAAUGGAGGUGAGACAUCCAUUAGAGGGCUCAUGAGUAUUAUCUCGAGGUAUGAGCGAGCUGCAGGUCAACUCGUAAAUGCCUCGAAGAGUAGCUUCAUAGUAGCCCCUUCUACUCCCAUAGGGACCAUACGACGCAUCCAGGGCCUAACAGGGUUCUCUCGUGGACACUUACCUUUUGACUAUCUAGGAUGUCCUAUCUUCCUCGGCCGUAGGCGCAUACACUAUUUUGACGCCCUAGUGGGCAAGUUAAGGAAGAAACUAGCAGGAUGGAAGUUACAACUUCUAUCCCUUGGAGGACGGAUCUAGUUGAUACGCCAUGUCCUCAUGAGCAUACCAUUACACCUUUUGGCAGUCCAUGAGGUACCAGACACCGUCUUACAGACUAUUAGACGGAUAUGUACGUCCUUCCUUUGGGAUGGACAACUUGAGGGACCUCGUCGUCAACGCCGAGUUUCUUGGGAGAAAGCAUGUCGACCUACGGAUGAGGGUGGCCUAGGUAUUAGGCGCCCUCAAGAUGUACUUAACAUGCUUCAAAAGAAACUCAUUUGGAGGAUGAGGACCACACCAUCGGUGCUAGGUACUUUUGUGUCAGCCAAAUAUGGUGAGUGGGCUCGACAGCCGGCUGACAUCAAAGGAGUCAAACGAUGGGCAGACUGGCAGCGACAUUGGUUGGAGAUGGUGCCUCUUAUUCGUUGGCGAGUGGGGCGAGGCGAGAUCAGUGCCUGGUACGACACUUGGCUAGAGGACACACCAUUGGCCUGUUUUACCACUUUCACAUCUUCUUGGCCUCGCUUGACGGUAGCCCAGCUUCUCCAAGGAGACACUCGUCUACUUAUUGAGAGGCAUGGACUACCGUCGGACUUGUUACCAGCCAUCACCAUGACUGAGAUGAGUUUUACUGAGGACCAACCCAUCUGGACACUUACCAUAGAUGGCAGUUUCUCUUGUAGCUCCUCUUGGGAGCACUUUAGAAACCGCUCCCCAAAGACAUUUUGGGGAAAUCUCAUAUGGCAUCCGGCCAUCACACCUCGUGUUUCGUUCUUCCUGUGGAAGUUCAUGCACCGAGGACUACCCACCGACGAUCGAGUGAUUGUCACCGAUCAGGAGGUGGAAAGGAAAUGUCAUUGUUGCUCCAUCACGACAGACGAAAGUAUGGAACAUUUAUUUUUCCAUAGUGAUAUCGCUGUCGAGUGUUGGCGUCAACUUCUAGCGAAUUGGCUUCCAAUGCUCUCGUACAGACCUACGAGACCACCACUAGAGGUCUUUAGGAGAGUCUUUGACUCACCGACGAGUGUCAAGGUUUGUCCUUUCAUCCGUAUCUCCAUAGCAUAUAUGUUAUGGGAAAUAUGGAAGGGACGUAACUCAUCUCGAUAUGCAGGCCAAGUGAUGCGUGCCACAGAGAUUAUGAGGCACGUAACACAAUGGCUUCGGAGUACUCAUUCCUUAGUGCCAAAUAAAACGAAACGCUCGCGUUCUGUUUGUGAGGCUUUUGGGCUUUGGGGACUCCAUAUCAUACCUACACAGACCUGGACUACUGUCCGAUCUGUUAGAUGGACACCACCGAGGGCUGGACAGUGGAAACUCAACGUCGACGGAGCAUCUCAAGGCAACCCAGGAUCAUCUGGAGGAGGCGGUAUCUUACGCGAUAGUACAGGAUGCAUUCUCUUUGCCUUUUCGAACUUUUAUAAUAUACAAACUAAUACUGUGGCAGAGGCUAUGGCAAUACGGGAUGGUUUGUUUCUUUGUGAGGAGCAAAAUAUUACUAACAUUGUCUUAGAAUCUGAUUUCAAAGUGUUAGUGGACAUGUUACGUGCAGACUCUUGUCCUCAUUGGAGGCUCAAGAAUAUCUGGGCAGACAUCAUGCGAUGUCGAGGACGCAUCACAACUAUUACGCAUCAAUUCCGAGAAGGGAAUCAGACAGCUGACGCCCUUGCUGCGCAUGGAGUCAGAUCGCGUCGGAGGACAGUCUUCUCUUUUUGGCAGGACAUGCCCCUGGAAGCCCGAGGUGCUCAUAGACUUGAGCGACUCGGCAUACCCUCUUUACGCAUACACCGCACUCCACUACCGGCCUCUCCACGACAGUGGCGUAUUGCUUGGAGGAGAUCAGGGGUGGUUACUAUUGGCCGCUGAAGACCACAAUGGAGAUACAGCACAACACGGACAACAAGGCACAUCGUAAUCCACUCGGGUACAUUACUUCCAAUCAUUACUCUCCUCAUAAUCACAUCACAUCUACUAUCUAUCAUGCUCAAGUAGUGAGGACAUAGAACUAUCAGCAUAUGUUGGCAUCGGCCCACUUUUGAACUAUAGGUCUAUAGCACAUCAGACCUGCCAAACUAGUUGUGAAUCGGCAACCUAGCACCUCUCUCAAGAUCUUAUUAGUACCAUCAGCCAGCUUGAACCCAUGAGAAGGUAAAGAUCUAUAUCCAUAGGAUUGACCCUCUCUCCUCUCUCUCUCUCUCGAUUCUCUAUUUCUUUCUCCCUCCCUUUCUCUCUCUAGGAAAAAAAAAAAAAAAAAAAAAAAAAGACAGCCUACUUCUUUUCCCGGAAUCACUAGCCCAUCAUAGACAAUUAGUGGAGGGUGAGGGAAAGGGCCCUAAAACCAAAAAAAAAAAAAAAAAAAAAAGGGCAACCUUUUUCCCUUCCCUUAAUCACUAGCCUAAUGUACACCAAAUAAUGGGCAUUAGUGGAGGGUAAAAGAAGAGGCCCUCAAGGAGAGAGAAAGAAGAGAGAGAGAAUAAGAGAAAAGAAAAGAGUUAGAACCAGAGACCAAGUCAUUCCUCGUGGGGUGAAAGGUCCCUUACCUACUUAGAGGAAGUACGGCAACUGAUGAUACUAACAAGAUCUUGGCCAGAGGGAUUAGGCGCGUGCAACACUAGCAAGGCAAGUUCAUAUUUGGGCUUAUUGUCAUGCUUCAGCAUAGUUCUAUCCUCCUCACUGCCCUAAUCACUCUUUUCUCACCACUUUAUAUCAAUUUAUUUAUCUCUUAGAAUCACUUACUGCAGCAAACUCUUGUCUUGCAGGAACAUUGCAUGGCGCACAACAUGGAGCUCUCGUCCUACUCCUGUUGAGCAGAUCUUCCAACUUUCAUGAACUCAAAGUUCAACCCAAUGCAAAUCAAUCACCUUCCUCAAAUAUGAUGAACGCCUUGGAGCCUAUCUCCAGUAUCAUCACAUCCCCUCUUCAAAAGAGGUCUUUCAUUCUUCAUGUCAUCCUCGCCCCUUGUGCGAAUGAGAUCCCACUUAUGUAACCUCGGAAUGAGGUCAAACUUUUAUCACUCAAUCAAAUUUCUUCUUCAAAAAAAAAAAAAAAAAAAAAAAAAAAAAAAAAAAAAAAAAAAAAAAAAAAAAAAAACCCUAAACCCUAAACCCUAACCCCCCUAAGUGGGAGAGUUGCCACCGGAUCCCAUAAGAACUCCGGAGUUAAGUGUGCUCGGGUGGGAGCAGUCACCGGAUGGGUGACCUCCCUGGGAAGUCCCAAGGUACGUGUGCAUGCGUUGCGAGACGCUUGCUGUGCAUGUGCUGAAAGGCACCGCUGCAUUAUCGUGCCGCCAGGCACGUGUUACGAACCCCUCCAACACCAUGCCAAGAUGCUUCGAGUUUCGAAGAACGUGCCGAGAGGCACCCCUGCCACCAUGCCGAGAGGCAUAUGUGGCAACCAUCUCACCAUGCCAAGAUGCCCCCAGCUCCGAAGAACGUGCCAAGAGGCACCCCUGCCACCAUGCCGAGAGGCAUAUGUGAAGUUCGGAUUGGUGAAGUGCUUGGGCAUGUGAAGUACCGGGAUUGGUGACCUCCCGAGAAGUUCGGCCCAAGACAGUUAUCCCAAAAAAAAACCCUAAACCCUAAACAUUUGGACACACUUGGACACACUUCAACAAAUUUACCAACAUUACUACAAGGCUGGAUUAUUUACCAACUAAAAAUUUACCAACAUUACUACAGCCGGGCCCACAAGCGGGUCGGAAGCUCAGUCAGGGAGUAGCCGCGAGCAGCGGCUCGAGCGGCUUGGACUGAUAGGGCCACGUGUGCGCCACUCCCCUUCCACGUCACCGGUGGCCAGCUGGCUGUAGAGCAAGGAGUGGUCGUACACGCGAGAGAAGGAACUUUGCUUAGAAACGUAACAUUACUAUAUAUUUGCCCAAAAAAUCAGCGCACAACUGAUGUGGGACUAAACCCGCGUCAUACCUUCCUCAGACGGGGUAGACAACCGGCGCGGGUUCGAAUCCUCCCAGAGUCAAAAUUCAUAUAUUUUUAUCUGAUUAUCGCGACUUUCCUGCAGAUCGCCGGUGAAGGAUUAAGCAACGAGAAUCGCUGGAUCAUCGGCGAAAAUCUCGUCAACGCGAUUCGCGGAGCAUUGCUACUAAAAUUGCUGAACGAUUCGCGAUAAAAGGAUCACGAAUCCAUCAAGUAAAUGAUCUCCGAUUGAUCGACGAACAAGCCGUCGUCGGGAAGAGGACGAUCCGCCAGGAGACGAGUCGCCACCUCCUGAGAGCGUACCAGAUGCGAUGAAGAGCCUCCUCUUGCUGAGCGGACCUGAGGAUGAAGCUCCCUGACACGCGCCCCACCUCCAUCCAGCUCCUCUCCGUCGGGUGACAGCCGCCGGAAAGCCGCAAAGUCGCCGUUUUUCCACUCCGCCGGGUGAUAGCCGCCGGAGACGAUUCGACGACCCACUUCAUUGAUCUCUAGACUUCGCGAGAAGAUCUAGAGAUUGACCACGUCGUCUUUGUCCAAGGAGAGCCUUUAAGGCCGUGGACACUGCACGAUGAUCCUCCCGAACGCUCAGGAUUCCGGUGCAUCGCCGACGCAUCGCCGUCGCGACGCCGGAACUCUGUUUUCUUGCUUUCAAUUUACUUUACACUUCAUUUAGUGAUAAUUUUUGUGUUUUUAAUUUACCAAGAUAUACUUUGUUCUAUUACGAUUCUUCCGGCUUUUACAGAUCUUAAUUUGAUCAAUUAAAUCGUCUGUAAUCGCUUACGUAAGAAUCACCGGGCGGAACUCUGUUUCCGCCCGAUUCACAUUCGUCGGGUGCUGACAUCAUCCUGACAUCUGCUCCCUUAUUUCCCUUUUUUGUGAAUUUUAAAUAUAUUUCCUUUUUAAUUUCCUAGUAUAAAAUUCAUAGAAAAUCGUAAUCAUUGAGAAAAAUUCUGAAUAAUUACCAGAUAUUAUAUUACAUCUCUGUGAUCGACCUGGAAAAUUACUGCUAUUUUUGGAACUUUUAUUGAAUUAUAAUUGAUAUAUUUAUUUAGAAAUACUUCUAAAUAUCCAAAAAUUCAUAUUUUCUAGUUUUAUAAAUUUUAGAUUUGCGUGAUUUAAUAUACAACGACUGAGUCACGUCACGGCCCAAGUAAUUUUUCAUUUAAGGGGGUGUCUGUUUAUCUUUAGGUUUUCUAGCAUCCUCUAAUGACUCUUGUACUUAUUACUACCGAAUUGAUCUUUUAAAAUUUCAAUUUAAAUUUCAAAUAAAAUUUAAAAAAGAAUAAAAAUAGAUAUAUGGGCCUAAUUUCGUAAUUGAGCUAGUAAAGCGGGCUUCAAAUUGCAAUAGUAAUUUAGUGCGCAUCAAGUAUAGUGGGCUUCAAGCUGCAAUAGUAAUGGGCUGCAAGGAAAAAAAUUAUUUUGAUGAAAUUUAUAGUGAUGUUGAUGAGAUGAAUGUCUGUAAUCUAAUUUUUGGUAGAACAUGGCAAUAAGAUUUAGAUGCAACUCACCUUCAUAGAGAUAAUCAUUAUAUUUUUUACAAAAAUAUUGAGAAAUUUGUUUUACGCUCAAUAAGAGAAAUAUAGGUUUUUCAAAGUGGAUGAAGAAAAGGUUGAAGCUGUUAAAACCUGACCAGUUCUAUAGGAAUUUGGGCCCACUUUAUGUCCUUUCACUUCUAGAAGGUACUUUAUGUCUCAUCCCUUCUAGAAGAGACUUUAAUGUGGUUCAACUUGUAUCUAAGAUUUGUUCAGGAUCUCUGACGAUUAGAUUCUAUACCUAAGAUCUGCUCAAGGUCUCUCAUUGUUAGACUCUACUUUAGGUCAUGUCAAAGUAUUUUUAGAAGAUUUGUUUAAGAUCUCAAUUUGUUAGAGUCUAUUUUAAGUUAUUUUAGAGUUAGUUAGAUUGUCCCCAAGAUCUGUCAGGAUCUUCCUUUUGAGGAGUGCCCAACCUCUUGUUUAUGCCUGUAUAAAGGCCCCCAUUGUAACCUAAGUUACUCACUUUUUUUAGUUGAAAUAGUUUUCUCCACUGUGAGAACUUUUCUUCUCUCUUGCUUGUGGAUUCAGGCACCCCUUUGUGAAUUCAAGGGUUAAAGACUCUAAAUUUGUGGAGUUAGAGACAGGUUUCUUCCCCAAGAUUGGAGCUUUGUGGGUUCAAGCCCAUAUGUUGUUUAUCUUUUGUGUUACUACUGCAUCAAUUGGUAUCAGAGCAAGUCAACAUUUCAAUCAAAGUUCAAAAAUGUCACGAGGUAAAUCUACUCAUAUUGGUGAUGAUGAUUCACCUAAAGUUUUUCCUAUCUCAAAAUCAGAUUUUAUUAUUUUUCAAGAUUGAAUGGAUCAAAGAUGAUAUUAGUGAUACCUUGAAAUCACUCUGGGCAAGAAUGAGUGUAUUAGAGAGUCAUUCAUGCCCCCUUAGAGAUCAUGAAAUCAGACAUCCUCAAAAAGUCACUCAUGUUGAACCUUCAUUAGAUACUCACUAUUCAUCUAGUUCUACUUGUUCUAGAUCAAGUUUUGAAGAAAAAUUUUGAGAUUUUCAUUUGAAGAUUGACUUACCAUGUUUUAAUGGCCAUUUGAAGAUUAAAAAGUUCUUAGAUUGGUUAGUUGAAGUAGAAUGAUUUUUUAAGUAUAUGAAAUUUUUUGAUGAAAAGCAAGUCAAGCUAUUGACUUAUAAAUUGAAGGGUGGAGCCUCUGUAAGGUGGGAUCAAUUACAGAUCACACAUACGAGGUCAAGCAAAGAACCUAUAUGAUUAUGGAAGAAAAUGAAAAAACUUUUUAAAUCUCAUUUUCUUCUCCUAGAUUAUGAACAAAUUUUGUAUCAGCAGUAUAUGAUUUCAAGAUUUAAAGGUGGUCUCAGAUGAGAAAUUGAAGACAAAGUAGCUUUACAUCAUUUUUCAAGCCUUAUUAGAGAAAGGAAAAACCAGAAUUCAAAAUUUUGGAAGUCAAAAUUAAAUUCUUCACCUAGAAAGAGGAAGAUCUACUAUUGUUUCUUCUACUAUUGUGAUAUAAUCAUUGAUAGUGGUAGUAGUGAGAACAUUGUCUUUUCUAUGAUGGUUAAAAAAUUAGAUUUACAAACAAGCCCACGUCCUCAUCUAUAUCGAAUUGGUUGGAUCAAGAAAGAAACAAAAACUAAAGUUUCAAAAAAUUUAUUUCACCAAAAUUUAUUUGAUUAGAUCAAGAAGGGAACACUAUUUGAUUCAAUGACAAUUUAUUUUAUAUACUAAUCAUCAGGCUCUUAAAUCAGUAAUUAGUCAGACUUUCAUCAGUAGAAUGCAUGUCAGGUGGAUCUCUUUCAUUCAACGGUUUACUUUUGUUAUUAAACACAAGUUAAGAAAAUUGAAUCGAGUUGCAGAUGCUCUUAGUAGAAAAACAACAUGUUUACUGAACUUGCGUGUUGAAAUCACAAGAUUUUAUUAUCUCAAGAAAUUAUAUCGAGACAACGAUGAUUAUUCUCAACAGUAUAUGAUAUGUAUGUCAAGAAUAUCAAUUAAAAUUAUGUAUCUCUCGAACUUCUUUGCGUGAGAAGUUAAUUCAAGAAUUAGAUGCAGGAGGGCUUGGUGGACACUUAGGUCGUGACAAGAUUUUGAAAAUGAUGGAGGAAUGAUGUUAUUAGCCAAAACACACAGGUAUGUACACUUCCACUACCCAUUCUAGAUAAAGCAUAGAGUCCACUAAUAAAGGACAGUGCUAGAACACAAUCCACUUUUAAGAAAGAGUUUGAAAGUUUUGUGUAGAGAUGUCAAAUUUGUCAAAUUAAUAAAUGACAAUGUCAGAACAUAGUUCACUUUUAAGAAAGAGUUUGAAAGUUUUUUGCGGAGAUGUCAAAUUUUUCAAAUUAAUAGAGGAUAGUACUAGAACACAUGUCUAUACACUCUACUACCUAUUCUAGAUAAAAUAUGGACUGACAUUUCUAUGGAUUUCAUUUUGGCAUUACCACGUACUCAAAGAGGAGCAUUUUGUUUUUGUGGUUGUGGAUAGAUUCUCAAAGAUGGCAAAUUGAUUUUUUAAGGAAAUAGUUCGUCUGCAUGGUGCCUUAGAUUAUUACAUCUAAUAGAGACUCAAAAUUUCUGUCCCAUUUCUGGCAUACUCUUUGGAACAGAUUUGACUCAUACCUAAAAUUUAGUACUAUGAGUCAUCCACAAACUGAUGGUCAAACAAAAGUUGUAAACAAGACACUUGGUUAUUUAAUCUAUUGUAUUUCAGGAGACAAACCAAGACAAUGGGAUCUUGUCUUAGCUCAAGCAGAUUUUGCAUAUAAUUCUAUGAUAAAUUGGUCUACAAAUUACUCUCUAUUUUCUAUUGUCUACUAUUUUCCACCAAAAGUCUUUUUUGACUUAAUUGAAGUACCAAGAAAACCUAGUACUAGUGUCGCAGCAAAUAACAUAGAAGAAUACAUCCAAAUAGUACAUGAGAAUGUGAAGAAGUAUGUUACAAUCAAUUAUGCAAACUACAAGAAAAAGGCAGACAAAAGUUGGUGAUUUGGUUAUGCAAACUACAAGGAAAAGGCAACCAAUUACUUGAGAAAAGAACGAUUGCUAGCAGAAAAUAAUCAUAAACUCAAUGCGUAUGUCAUGGACUUACUAAAGAUAAUGGGAAUAUCAUCAAGAUUUAGUGUCACUGAACCUAGUAUCGUUGUAGCUUGAAGCCCGCUUUACUAGCUCUAUUACGAAAUUAGCCCCAUAUAUAUAUUUUCAUUAUUUUUCAAAUUUUAUUUGAAAUUUAAAUUUCAAUUUCAAAAUUGAAAUACGAAAUUCAAUUUUUUGUUUGAAAUUCAAAUUUUAUCUGAAAUUUAAAUUUUUGUUUGAAUUCAAAUUUCAUCUAAAAUUUAAAUUUGAAUUUGAUCUUCUAUUCAUCUUUUGGCCAAAUUCGAAUUUGAUGAUAUCUAGUCUUUAAAUCAACUUUUGAGAAAAUUUUAGAACCACAAAGCACAUUUAACAUGUCAUCUAGAUGUGAAAUUAGAAUCUAUACUAAAUUGUUAACUUGUUGAUAGCUCUGCUGUCGACAUACAUCGGUCAACUUCCAUCUUUCUUUGGAACAAGUAAAGCAGUCACAGAGUAUGAGCUCAUACUUUCUCUUAUCAAUCCUUUACUCAAUAACUCUUUAACUUGUUCUUGAAAAUUUUGAUUUUCUUGUGAAGUCAUCCUAUAAUGUAGAAGGUUAGGGAAGCUUGCUUUUGGUAUAAGGUCAAUAUGAUGUUGUACAUCUUGCAUUGGUGGAAGAUGAGUAGAUAGUUUUUGAAUUAUAGAAAAUUAAGAUAAGAGACUUUCAAUAGAUUUUGGUAUAAGGUCAAUUAUUUUGAUAUCUGAAUCAGGUUUUUGAACAAUAACAAAUAAUUUAGUAUUAAUAUCAAAUUCCUUAAGAAACCUAGCAUCUACUCAAAGAAUCGGUUUGUUGCUUUCUAUGCAUUUCCAACAUAGUGGAACCUAGCUCUGCUCCACCACCCCAUCUACUCGAAGGAGUGAUCAUCACUCCAGUACCCUCAUCGUAACAUGUUGUGGCCAGAGCCUAGUACCCUCAUCGUAACAUGGUGUGGCCCCUCAACAAGUAGUUGUAGAGAAUAUGAUCUCUUCUAGAACAACCAGAUAUGGUUCGUAGGGUUAGAAUGAAACUGACCCAUGCCUAGGCGUCUAAAUAAUGGGUGAAUGUGAUCUGAUGAUAUUAUAGGUUCAAUAAGCCUGACGAGGCCUAAUUGGUGCUUAUUGAUGAGUUCACCUUGCUCACACCUUUCUUCACGGCCACGCGAGGAUUAUGGCAGGGUGAUCCCCUAUCACCCACUCUCUUCAUAUUGGUUGAAGAAGUCCUUAGUCGAACCCUCUCCCGAGCGGUGACACGUGGGGUUAUCCAACCAUAUCAUUCAAAGAGGGGUUGCCCGAUCAUAUUACAUUCUUUGUUUGCUGAUGAUGCGAUACUUUUCCUUAAUGGGUGUGAAGCGUCUAUUAGGAGACUCAUGACUAUCAUCUCGAGCUACGAGUAGGCCGCAAGUCAACUCAUCAAUGCCUCAAAGUGUAGCUUCAUGGUAGCAUCUUCUGCCACCAUUAGCACCGUACGACGCAUACAGAACCUAACAGGAUUCUCACGUGGUCAUCUACCCUUUGAUUAUCUUGAAUGCCCCAUCUUCUUCGGAUGCACUCGGGUUCAUUACUUUGAUUCUCUUUUGUGCAAGUUGAGGAAGAAACUUGACGGAUGGAAGCUUCAGCUUAUAUCCUCAGGCAGUCACAUCCAAUUGAUAUGCCAUGUCCUCUUGAGUAUGUCCUUGCACCUACUUGCAGUACAUGGGGUACCAGAUAUCAUCUUACGAUCUGUGAGGCAGAUUUGUACCUCCUUCUUAUGGAAUGGUCAACUCGAUUGACCUCAUUGUCAACAUCGAGUUUCUUGGAAGAAUGCAUGUCGAUCGAUGGACAAAGGCGGCCUAGGGAUUAGACGCCCUGAGGAUAUCCUCGACAUGCUUCAGAAGAAACUCGUAUGGUGGAUGAGGAUGACGAGAUCACCCCUAGGGACCCUUGUGCUAGCCAAAUACGGCGAUUGGGCUAG